CUCAUCCCACUACCCCAAUCAGGAUAAGCGGCAUAGAUAAUGGAUGGAUAGUUAAGAUUCUCGAUUCAUACUCUUGGGGGCGGUAAAGCACCAUUCUGUUGUUCGUCAACUGACGUAAAACUCCGACAAGAAGAAGAGGAAGCAGAAGAAGAAGAAGAAGUAGGAGGGAUGCGACGGGACAGAGAGCGAGCGCCAGAGAGGGGGGGCAUUGCUAUUGCUGGGACACACGAAACAUUUGGACAGUCUUAUCAGCUUUAUCGAGUGGGACUGAAUUAUAGUUCAACGACUGUGCAGUCAAGUCUUGUCGUCAUGGCCGACGUGGAGGAGAGUCAGUUUUCUCUGCUGAGCCUGGAGGAUGACCUGACCUGCAGCAUCUGUCUCAGCACCUUUGUCUGUCCGGUGACCAUCCCGUGCGGACACAACUUCUGCCAGGACUGCCUCCUCGUCAGCUGGAAGGACUCCUACAGCUGUCCUCAGUGUCGGACAAUCUUUGCCACCAAACCGGAGCUGAAGAAGAACACGGUCCUCAGCACCGUGGUGGAGACCUUCAGGGAGAGGACGAACAAGAGCGAAGCCAGCCUGCUUGGAGAGGAGAAACAAGCCGAGAAAAAGGAUGUCAUUCGCUGUGACACAUGUAUGGAAACAGAGGCGUCCCAGACCUGCCUCACCUGCAUGGCCUCCUUCUGUGACGAGCACCUGCGGCCUCACCGGGAAAACCCAAUUUUCCGCCUCCACCAGCUGAGUGAGCCUGUCGGUGACCUGUCGGAGCGCAUCUGCCCGGACCACCACAAACUGAUGGAGCUGUUCUGCAGUCAACAUGGCCGUCCAAUCUGCAGCCUGUGUCUCCAGCAGGUCCACAAAGGCUGCACCUUCGUUUCUCCCGAGGAGCAGAGGAACCAGAAAGAGUCCGACCUGAGAAUCAAGUUGGCUUUUCUGGAUGGGAAGAUAAUGAAGAAUGAGACUGUUAUAUCUCAAAUGAGAGAUGCACAGGACAAGCUGAAGGCCUCAACGACCAACAGGAAGAAAGCUGUGGCAGCCGAGUAUCAGCACAUACGGGACAUGUUGAUGCAAGAGGAGCGUGAUGCUCUGAAUGCAGUGGACCAGGAGAUGGAGAGUGGUCAGACCAAAUUCAAGACUUGCAUGAAGAAGUUCUCUGAGAACAUUGAUAAUAUGAGCAAAGCUAAAGCAGAUAUCCACAGUCUGCUGCGUCGCUCCCAAACGCAAGCCUUCCUGCAGGCUUCAUAUGACCUGCCCGUAGCCGCCAGCGUUGACCCUUACACCCCUCGGAUCAGCCUGGACUCCAAGAAGGUGAAAGCUUCCCAGGCCUUUGCUGUUGCUCUGAAGGAGCUUCUGACAGAGGUCCUUAAACGGCCUGUUGAGGCCAGACUACCAAUAAUUAAACCAGAAAUUAACACUGACAUUACAUCUGGUGAAAGAGCACCUUCUGCCUCAGGAUUUACACCUUUCAGCACUAGACCUAAUCAGGAAUCUGAGCCGCUCCCCAGGUCCCACAGUCCAGGUCCCGGUUCUCAGCCCAGAGUGGUCCCAAAGAAAAAAGCUCGAAAGAGAACCAAAAAACCUGCCCAGUCCCCUGAAGGCAAAAUGGGAAAUGAAGCUCUAGCCCUUUCAAUGGAAAUCAUGUUGGACUUUGGUUUUAAAAACAACCCCAGCAACUGUCCGCCUGCAGCUCAACCCUGUCAGACACCAGGCACAUCUGACAUUGUGCCAAACAUAACAUCUGCUGAAAAAAGAAAUGAACUUCUCAAAUACGGCACAGUGCUCACUUUGGAUCCAAGAACAGCCCACAGACGCAUCCUACUGACUGAGGGCUUCACUAAGGCCUCUGUGUCCGAUGAGCACGUAAACUACGCCGACUGCCCUGAACGGUUCGCCGUCUGCUCCCAGGUGCUCACCACCAAGGGUUUCUCUAGAGGACGCCACUACUGGGAAGUCCGACUGAGCAGCAGCAACUUCAUUGGCAUAGGCUUGGCUUAUGGCAGCAUUGACCGCAAAGGUCCCGCUAGUCGACUGGGCCGUAACGCCCAGUCCUGGUGUGUCGAGUGGUUUAAUGUCAAGCUGUCAGCUUGGCAUAACAGCAGUGAGACCGUGCUGGUCAAUCCCAAUCCAAAGCGUGUAGGAGUGCUUUUGGAUUGUGAGGACGGUCUGGCCACGUUCUAUAACGUGGCAGACAGGGCCUAUCCCUUCCACUCUUUUGUGUUCCCUUUUGCUGAAACUGUGUAUCCAGCUUUCUUGGUUUUCUCAAGUGGCUCAUCCAUUUCUUUGUGCAAACUGCAGGCUUCAUAUGACCUGCCCGUAGCCGCCAGCUUUGACCCUUAUACCCCUCGGAUCAGCCUGGACUCCAAGAAGGUGAAAGCUUCCCAGGCCUUUGCUGUUGCUCUGAAGGAGCUUCUGACAGAGGUCCUUAAACGGCCUGUUGAGGCCAGACUACCAAUAAUUAAACCAGAAAUUAACACUGACAUUACAUCUGGUGAAAGAGCACCUUCUGCCUCAGGAUUUACACCUUUCAGCACUAGACCUAAUAAGGAAUCUGAGCCGCUCCCCAGGUCCCACAGUCCAGGUCCCGGUUCUCAGCCCAGAGUGGUCCCAAAGAAAAAAGCUCCAAAGCAAACCAAAAAACCUCCCCAGUCCCCUGAAGGCAAAAUGGGAAAUGAAGCUCUAGCCUUUUCGAUGGAAAACAUGUUGGACUUGGACUUUGGUUUUAAAAACAAACCCAGCAACUGUCCGCCUGCAGCUCAACCCUGUCAGACACCAGGCACAUCUGACAUUGUGCCAAACAUAACAUCUGCUGAAAAAAGAAAUGAACUUCUCAAAUACGGCACAGUGCUCACUUUGGAUCCAAGAACAGCCCACAGACGCAUCCUACUGACUGAGGGCUUCACUAAGGCCUCUGUGUCCGAUGAGCACGUAAACUACGCCGACUGCCCUGAACGGUUCGCCGUCUGCUCCCAGGUGCUCACCACCAAGGGUUUCUCUAGAGGACGCCACUACUGGGAAGUCCGACUGAGCAGCAGCAACUUCAUUGGCAUAGGCUUGGCUUAUGGCAGCAUUGACCGCAAAGGUCCCGCUAGUCGACUGGGCCGUAACGCCCAGUCCUGGUGUGUCGAGUGGUUUAAUGUCAAGCUGUCAGCUUGGCAUAACAGCAGUGAGACCGUGCUGGUCAAUCCCAAUCCAAAGCGUGUAGGAGUGCUUUUGGAUUGUGAGGACGGUCUGGCCACGUUCUAUAACGUGGCAGACAGGGCCUAUCCCUUCCACUCUUUUGUGUUCCCUUUUGCUGAAACUGUGUAUCCAGCUUUCUUGGUUUUCUCAAGUGGCUCAUCCAUUUCUUUGUGCAAACUGCAGGCAUGAGGAGCAUAUGUACAUAGAUGUGCAUGUGCAGGAAUACACACACACAUAGAAUCAGUUCUUUGCACUCAUACUAACAAUAAUAAUGAAAAAGAAUGCUUUAGUUGUAACUUUAAUGAGCCCUAAACUGUCUUAAAAUGUAAAGGUUUUUCACAUCAAGAGGCUGGCCAGAUAGACCCCGGUACUGUGUGCUGCAGUACACAGGCAGCUGGAAGCAUCUUGACUGAAAAGGAUGUUGAGCUAAUGGCAUUUCAUAGCUAAUGUGAUUAGCUUGUUGCCAUUAGUGCUGCCAGCUCUGAUUUUUAGCAGCUGAAUUAGUGGCUAUGUGACCACAACAGUGAUGCUUACAGAGCUUCGGCCUUUGCAGGUUUCUCAAAACUCAAGAGAUUGUGAUGCAUUUGCCGAGCGAUUUUUAACAGAACACACAACAUACACUAUAACAUGUUUGCUGUGUGUGUGUGUCCUGCGCAGAUAAUCGAUUUAUAUAUGGUAGAAUGGUUGGGAAUGCAACUGACUGGAUAAAGAAGUGAAGUUAUCACUUCUAGACAUGUCAGUACUAUAUUUUGAUAUAUGAGAAUAUAUGAGAAAUGUACUAUUUUGGAGUGUGGCGAUAAAGGUUUUAGGGCUGGGUGAUGUGACAUUUGAUCUCAGUAACUAUUUUCAUUCCAGUUGAUAUUGUCGUGUGUCAUGAUGUGAUCAUUUCUGCUGACCUGAAACCUAAAAUUCCCUAAUAGUAGCUUCAGAUUAUGAAAACGACUAGGAACUAUAGAGGCUCUCAACAGCAAGAAUAAAUCUUAAAUGUGGUCAGUAUGAAUCCUUGAAAGUCGCUCAUGUACUGUAAACUCGUUUUCACUGUGAGUGCUCACUGAUACUCGAAAGGUUUUCUCUGUUUAUCCAACUUUUGAUACCACAACAAUAGCAGCCACUGUGUGUAUAGCUAACUCGGCUCACCCUGUUUGUGCGUUUUGUUCUUCCCUGAAGAAGUGCCGCGUGAUUGGCUAGAAAUAGCUUUGUUUCUGUGAUGUGUUUGGCUUUUCAGUGUGCAUUGUAGACACUGUAUUGAAGUGUCUUAUUCUCACAGCAGGGACAUUUUAUUGAGAUUGAUGACUAUAUCACCCAGCCCUAUAUGCUCACUUCCUCACUGCUUUGACUGGUUCAGCUGAUGAGAACAGAAGCCACAUAGACUCUGUCUUAUCAAGGUCUGACAGUCUCGCUCUCUCUCUCUCUUGCUUUUCUUUGGAUUGUUUUUAUGGCACUUUGGAGCCAGGAAUUAAUGGGGAGAAAGGAAAGGGGAUGGCAUGCUACUGUGGUGGCCAGAUUUUAAUCUGAGAUGCCAUACUUGCAUGGUAUGCCUCACGGAAAUAAAAUACUGUAUCUGUGGCAGGCACAUUAAACCAAGGAGCCAUCAGAAUGCUCUGCUGACUUUGCAGUGGCUGGUCUGGCGGUAAUAAGUUAGUUUCACAGGGGCAAAUUAUUUGUUAUACAAAGUUUACCCCAGUUUGUAAGAUGUUUGCUGAAGCACACUGAUGACAUUAGAUACAGUGGCUUUUCCCUGAUGGGGCACCACUGCAGUGCAUCAGUGCCUGGUCAGUGUGCAUACUAAUCAGGCUCUAUCAGACUUACCAUGAGGGUGCUCAUCUUGCAGGUGAUAAAAGAUGUGAAACAACAAAUCAUACACGAGUGUCUAGAAGUAAAUAUCUGUCUACACAAUAUAUUGUACAUGAACAGUAAAGUUAGCAGUUUUAACAUGGUUCUCUAUACUAACUUCACUGCAUGAGGUACAGAAGACAGUGGUGUUCAGAGUGACUUGACUGAUAAGCUAGUAAAGGUUCGGACGUGACUGCUGCAGUGAAUUCAUUGGUUAACCAUCGGGUAGAUGAAGAAAGGCCCUGUGAGGCAUUCAGCUAAUGCACUACAAGUAUAGACCUCUUUCUUUGUUUUAGCUUAGAUGCUGGUAAUUACAGGCGCCAUGCAGCAGUGCACAGAACGUCUGAGCCUAACUGGUGAUCUGCUGUUUUCACCGUUUGCUGUGGCUUCUCAUCAGAUUGUGGAGUUUUGGUUUGGGACGGAACCUUGUGAAAAUAUUGAGAGCUUUCCCAUACCAUGAUGAGUGUCCAGAUCUCGAUAUUGUGUUGACAUUUAUUUACUCUACCAAGCACAAAUGACAGAAUACUGGUGUCUAUGCUUAGUUGGAUCAGUGAAAAGUUAGGUGUAUUUCAUGUAACGACUGACUUGAUUGCUUAUUGCUUCAGUUCAUACUAGAUCGCCUGCAGACUCAAAUGGCUCUCAGACCAAUGUGUUUUUGUUCAGUGUUGCAACUGAAAUGUGAUUCAUUGUUCUUUGCAUCAAAUAUUUUCAAGCUUUGUGGGAUCUUAUCCAAACUGCUUCACUCUGUCAAAAAAAGAAUGUCAAGUUCUAGUUGAUGGACAGUAAUAUUCCAGGUUUGUGGUGGUGGUAUUCAUUCACACAUUAAAAGUGAACAUAUUUAUAUGAUUGUCUUAAAAUUCAAAAGAUUACUACUGUUUUGUUUAAUUAUAAAAUCAGCUUUUAUUUUUAAUUAACUAAUGAUUGUUAUGAAUA
Monopterus albus (swamp eel) is the source of this 5943-nucleotide messenger RNA. RefSeq names its product E3 ubiquitin/ISG15 ligase TRIM25-like. Lineage: Eukaryota; Metazoa; Chordata; Actinopteri; Synbranchiformes; Synbranchidae. Gene Ontology annotation, molecular function: protein binding; zinc ion binding. Bases 169 to 3366 code for a protein of 1065 amino acids. The transcript has 18 exons. The record is from RefSeq and is a predicted model, not a curated record.